Oreochromis niloticus (Nile tilapia) is the source of this 3299-nucleotide messenger RNA. It is a transcript of the gene wrap73, whose product is annotated as WD repeat containing, antisense to TP73. Gene Ontology annotation, cellular component: MWP complex; microtubule organizing center. The transcript is spliced from 13 exons. The record is from RefSeq and is a predicted model, not a curated record. Gene Ontology annotation, biological process: microtubule anchoring at mitotic spindle pole body. The coding region runs from base 198 to 1547 and encodes 449 amino acids. Lineage: Eukaryota; Metazoa; Chordata; Actinopteri; Cichliformes; Cichlidae. Gene Ontology annotation, molecular function: protein binding.
CGUCAUGUAUUCGUCCAAACAAACCAUCAACAAUUGAAUCAACAGUGUAUGCACCCGAAGGCAGUCAUGUGGAGAAAAAACUUUUCUGAAGUCUUUCUUGAACUUUUUGCGUUAAUCUUUUAAGUGACAAAAACAACUCAAUUAACGCUGGAAUUGGAAGUGUGCUUCAUAGGUGACAAAACAAUUGUCACUGUAAGAUGAAUUUCUCUGAGGUCUUCAAGCAGUCCAAUCAGCUUUGUAAAGUUUCCCCAGAUGGAAAGUAUUUGGCUACAUGUGUGCAGUACAGGUUAGUGGUGCGAGAUGUGAGCACCUUGCAGAUUAUGCACCUGUAUACCUGCCUUGACCAAAUAUCCCAUAUGGAGUGGUCCUCUGAUUCUCUCUUUAUUCUGUGUGCUAUGUACAAGAGAGGACUAGUACAGGUGUGGUCUCUUGAACAGCCGGACUGGCACUGCAAGAUUGAUGAGGGUUCAAUAGGACUAGUCUCCUCACGCUGGAGUCCAGAUGGACGUCACAUUCUCAACACCACCGAGUUCCAUCUGAGAAUCACCGUCUGGUCACUGUGCACUAAAGCUGUAUCUUACAUCAAGUAUCCCAAAGCAUGUCAGAAAGGUAUAGAUUUCAGCAGAGACGGGUCCUAUAUGGCCUUGGCUGAACGUCGUGACUGCAAAGACUUUGUUAGUAUAUUUGUGUGUGACGACUGGCAUUUACUCAGGCAUUUUGAGACUGAGACACAGGACCUGGCAGGAUUGGAGUGGUCUCCAAAUGGCUGUGUGCUGGCAGUAUGGGACAGUUGUCUAGAGUAUAAGGUGUUGCUCUACUCUUUGGAUGGCCGGUUGCUGUCAACCUACAGUGCCUAUGAAUGGUCGCUGGGUGUCAAGUCUGUGUCCUGGAGCCCCAGUAGCCAGUUCCUUGCAAUUGGCAGCUAUGAUGAAAAAGUGCGCAUCAUCAAUCAUAUCACAUGGAAAAAAAUCGCACAGUUUGAGCACCCUGCAACAGUGGAAAGCACAAAAGCUACUGUGUAUAAAGAAGUGGAGAGAAGGCCAGCUGUUGGCACUGACGAAAUGUCUCUGCACAACAUCACUACUGGCAGCACACUCUUCAACACCCAGAGUAAAUAUGAGAUUUGCUCACUGCCAGUCCAAAUUCCUGUGGUCAAACCAGACCCAGACCGAGCCAACCCCAAGAUUGGUGUCUCUGUUUUGGCAUUCAGCUCAGACAAUCACUAUCUAGCCACCAAAAAUGACAAUAUGGCGAGUGCUGUUUGGGUGUGGAACAUGCAGAAGAUGAGCCUGGAGGCUGUGUUGGAGCAGACAUCAGCUGUACGAUGUUUUCAGUGGGACCCACGCCACCCCCGGUUGGCACUAUGUACUGGCAACACCAAGCUCUAUCUCUGGUCUCCAGGAGGCUGUGUUGCUGUUCAGGUCCCUACUGAAGGUGGUUUUCAAGUUCAUUCUCUGAACUGGCAUUGCAGUGACAACUCCUUGAUACUGCUUGGAAAGGAGCAGCUGUGUUUGUGCUACAUGGAAACUGAUGAAGAAGACAAGUAAAGCACACAAAAGAAGAAUAACUGGGUCAUAGUUCAGUCUUAUUUAGCUGUACACACAAGCUGAGUCAAUGACCAGUGAGAACACUCCUGAACAUGUUAGCUUGCAUAUGCUGGACUGUAGCUGCUCUUAAAAGUGUGGGCUACUGGAACAUUGAAAGUGAUUCCUACUGAUAAAUAUGUACUCAGCACUAGUUGCAAACACUGUGAGAAUGUGAAAGUUUCCAAUUUUCUAUAGAUUUCACUUAGUGUUAUAAUUUCCUGUUUCACCUUGAAAUUUUAUAUUUGUUCUAAAUAAACUUUGUCAUAAAUAUAGUUGCUUAUGGGAGUUUUCUAAAAGUGUGUUCAGCCUUUAAUCAAGAUGAUUUGUUUUUGGUGUAUGUCAUGUUACUGAAAUCAGUAGCUGAGUUACAGUUAGGUAUCUUGAUGAAAUGUAGUCGCACAGUUGACAUGAGCAAAGACAUGAGACAGUUUUCUUUAGUUGGUAAUUUUAAAGCAGUUCUUCAUGACACAAGUUGCAUUAUCUUUAACCUGCAAAUACUGCAUCAUUACUUGUAGCAUGUAAAAGGCUUUACCCGCUAUGACCAGACUGAAAUGUCAGUAAGAAAUUCAAACAGCAACAGGCAGUACUAAAUAUAUCAGGACAGUAUUUCUUGUCUUCAAGGCGUCAUCUUGCUGUAAAGCCACUUGAACUGUAACUUCAAUCAUGUAGUUUCAGUCCUCGACAGUACAAACGUAAUUGUAAUGCAGUUCUAUAUCCACCCCAAGCCUCAGCCCUGACAUUAAAAAUGGAGGCAUAUUUAAUUUUCCAUAGUGGCUACUGUGCUACAGAUAUCUAAAACAAAAACAAAACCUUCACGUAUUUGUAGUAAUGGGUUAAUAUCCCUAAAUAAAAUAGUUGAGAACUGUUAAUAGUAUAUCCAUAUUCUUAGAUCAUUUAAGUCAAAUGCAUUGGAAAAAAAUGUAUAUAAACAAAACAAUCAGUAUUUACAGAUUCACUUGGGAUAUUUCUUUAAAAAACAAAAAACACCUGUCAUGCAGACUGAACAUGCAGGGAACAUGCACAAAUAAGACCAGAAAAAAAGGCAUUUUGGGAUGUUUUCUGUUGGUAUUGGCGAUGCAUGGAAGUAUGGUCUGUAACCUUUGGCUGGACAAUAAUAUCCACAACGCACACAUUCUAGGAAGUUAAUGUACUUAUGCAAAGCUUUAUCUGCAUGUGUGCCACUUUGUAACCCAACCCGCCCUCUGCACAGUUUAAUGCAGCUGAGUGCAAAUGUAUGUCUAAAACAAAUGCAAAUUGCAGCACCAUAAAGGCAACUCACAAAACAAACAAAGAUUUACAUGUUCACAUUGCACAUAUUAUUUCUGACAUAAAAAGAACAUUUUUGUUAUUGUAGCUAAUACAGCUCUGCAAACGGUAGCUCCCUGCUCUAAGCAAAGACAUCAUGUAGGUAAAUAUAAGCACUGAAAAUAAAACACGGGUUAAAUACAAGAGAGAGGGUUUUGAUAUGUAAUUCAUCAUUACUACUGAACAAGCCCAUGCAUUCUGCAAAUCAGUACCAAAGCUGAGCCCAGUGCACAGCCUUGCAGAUGCUAUGCUCUCCUAUCUAGUUUCCUUCCAUAUCUCUACAUAAAUUUGAGUAAUUAUGUGACACGACGAGCCAACUCAGUUCAUCAGCUGCUUUUCCAUUCCAAGAAGCUACUCUAUGGCUCUGUGGUCCGAAUAAUGCAAACACAAACCAUAUCAUGUAGCAAA